CUUUUAUUAGGUUUUUUCAAGUAUUCUUAGUGUCCCGAAAGGAUGAUAAGUGAAUGGUUGCUUCUUGCUUAUGGAUUCGGAGGAGGAAUUGUUGCAUUGGUACUUCCCAAAAUCUGCCUGUGUUGCUGUGGUUUCACUUGCCCUGGAGUGAGGAAACAUUCCGUUGCUUCGCGCAUUCACAGCAACAUCGGAGACGUGGAGGCUGGCAGCCUAUUUGCCAGGUCACAAAGUUCCGGCGCUGUGGGUUUUCCUUGGUACAUCAACUUGAUGUUCUUUCUCUUUGGUUUUACAACAACUGUUGUAAUUGUCCUCGUGGAAAUGAUGGGAGGCUUCGAUGGUAACCUGAAAAAUGAGACUAUAGAUGGAAAUUUUGAGACCACUAAAUCUAUGCACUUGUUUAAUUUUACGACAGUGUUGCCGUCAAUGUAAUAAGGGUUGAGCGUUAUGUAAAAUGAUAAUAAUGUGGUUUGAAGAUUCAAAUUUUAAAACAAUUUCGGUUUUCAAGUAUGUGUGAAAUGUGUUUUUAAAUAUUUGUAAAAAUAGUAUUUUCAUGGAUAAUUUUAAAUUGGAAUCUUUUCUGUUUCUUUUGUAAAAUUUUAAAUGAAGUUUAAAAGAAUUUUGUGUGUG
This is a messenger RNA of Argiope bruennichi, 627 nucleotides long. RefSeq lists its product as uncharacterized. Bases 43 to 429 code for a protein of 128 amino acids. Gene Ontology annotation, cellular component: membrane. NCBI's taxonomy places the organism in Eukaryota, Metazoa, Arthropoda, Arachnida, Araneae, Araneidae. The transcript is spliced from 2 exons. The record is from RefSeq and is a predicted model, not a curated record.